AUGAGUAUGUCAGAUUCAGUGGUAGCGAAAAGCAAGAGCUUCGAGAAUGUCAGUGAAUCCGGAAAAGUCUUUAGCUUGGGUAGUUCGUGGAGCAACAUUGUAGCAGGAUUCCCAGCAUCUCCGUCAGAGUACUGUACUGCGAGGAGAAGCGAUCAGAGCUAUGUCCAUGGAAGCUCUUUGACACUCCCCACCAUUUCUCUUAGCCCCAACAAAUCUCACAAACCAUUGCCCCAAAUAGCUAAAACCAGAUUUCCCAUUGGCGUACAUAGCCACUUCAACCUUUCCUUAUCCAAUUCUUGUAUUUCUUCAUCUAAAACUCCAAUAACAGCUUCUUCCUCUGUUUCUUCUUCUUCCUCUUCUUCUUCAACAACAAGAAGAAGAAGGAUUAAUGACGGCCACUGGAUGGUGCUAAUGGCUAAGCCCCCAGAAGGUGUCAAAUCCAAGCCCCAAAUCAUUGAUUACUACGUCAACACUCUUGAAACAGUUUUGGGGUCCAAAAAAGAUGCUCAGAUGUGUAUAUACGACGCUUCUUGUGAUACCCACUUUGGGUUUUGCUGCCAUAUUGACGAACAAGCCUCCCGUGAACUUGCUCGUUUACCUGAGGUUUUAUUGGUUAAGCCAGACCCAGAUUACAAUUCUAAGCAAAAAGAUUACAAUUCACAGUUGUUUCCUGCUGGGAACACCAAACACUGGCUUGUUCGAAUGGAUAAGCCUGGAAUUGGGGUUGUCACAAAGGCACAAAUGGUUGAUUAUUAUACACAAAUACUCACCAAAGUGUUGGGAAAUGAGAUGGAUGCUCAAAUGUGCAUAUACCAUGUAUCUUGGCAAUCCCAGUUUGGUUUCUGUUGUGAACUCGGCGAAGAAUGCGCGAACGAACUAGCCGGCGUGCCUGGAGUUUUAUCUGUUGAGCUAGAUAGGAAUUUUGUGUCGGAGAACAAAGACUAUGGAGGUAGUACUUCGCAAAAUUCUACGAGUCUGCCAGAGGCUUCAGAAGCUAGUGAAACAACCUCCAUAAGAACUAAGAAACUUUUCAUAACAGGCCUGUCAUUUUACACAUCUGAGAAGACAUUGCGUUCACAUUUUGAAGGUUUCGGUGAGCUUGUUGAAGUUAAAAUCAUAACGGACAAGAUCUCUAAAAGAUCUAAAGGGUAUGCAUUUGUGGAAUACAACACAGAGGAGGCCGCGAGUGCUGCACUUAAGGAGAUGAAUGGCAAGAUCAUUAAUGGGUGGAUGAUAGUUGUCGAUGUUGCCAAGACUAAACCACCGCACAGCUUCAGCAAAGGUCGACCAAGAACGACAGUCUGACCAGAAAGAAAAGAAAGUUGAAGCAAAUGCCCCUUUUCAGCAUCGACGACAAUUUUGCAGGACUGCCAGAAUUUGGUACAUCAAAAUUACUAGAAACUAUACACAUAUAUGCCUAUCUUUUGUUCCAAUUCAUU
This is a messenger RNA of Hibiscus syriacus, 1439 nucleotides long. Its product is annotated as organelle RRM domain-containing protein 1, chloroplastic-like. Gene Ontology annotation, molecular function: RNA binding. Gene Ontology annotation, cellular component: mitochondrion. The transcript has 10 exons. Lineage: Eukaryota; Viridiplantae; Streptophyta; Magnoliopsida; Malvales; Malvaceae. The record is from RefSeq and is a predicted model, not a curated record. Bases 1 to 1305 code for a protein of 434 amino acids. Gene Ontology annotation, biological process: cytidine to uridine editing; mitochondrial mRNA modification.